Bolinopsis microptera is the source of this 2974-nucleotide messenger RNA. RefSeq lists its product as uncharacterized. Gene Ontology annotation, molecular function: transmembrane transporter activity. NCBI's taxonomy places the organism in Eukaryota, Metazoa, Ctenophora, Tentaculata, Lobata, Bolinopsidae. Gene Ontology annotation, biological process: transmembrane transport. Bases 11 to 2911 code for a protein of 966 amino acids. The record is from RefSeq and is a predicted model, not a curated record. The transcript has 3 exons.
CAGUGAUGGUAUGAUAAAAGGUUCCAUCAGUAGGUCGAGGUUUGUGGUUACCAUCUUAUCAUGCUCCAUCAUACUCUUCCCUCCUGGAGGGAUCACUUACGGCUUCAACGUCAUCGAUCCUUAUCUGUACUCUUACAUUGUGUCUUUAGAUAAGGAUCACUCUACAGAUAAAUCACGCCUGUCAUGGGUGUACUCAGCUCUUAUGAUUGGACAAGCUAUUGCAAUGAUAACAGGAGGGCUCUUGUUGAGGAAGUUUUCCACUCGCAACAUUGCAAUUUGUGCUGUUGUGAUGUUUAAUAUCAAUAUCUUGGCCAUGUAUUUUUCUUGUAGAUCAGUAAUGACACUGGCGUUAAGCUAUUUUCUGGCAGGGUUCACUUUAGGACUGAUAUAUGUCACAAGUUUGGUUGUGGGCUUGUCAUGGAUUGAAAAACAAUAUCAUGGUCUGGUCUCUGGAAUUCUUAGUCUGGGCUACGGACUAUCUAGCGUUUUUAUCAGCCCUCUGGAGUCACUCUAUGUCAACCCAAACAAUUUGGACCCCAUCAAGAACCCUAUCGAUGGCGAGUUAAUCUUCAACCAAUCUUUCAUACUGAACAAAGUUCCAAAGAUGUUUGUAAUGUUUGGUAUACUGUCAACAUUGCUUCAGUUUCCUUUAAGCUUUCUCCUUGUCAAAAACCCAACCCCAGACACGAGAAAAGGUGAAGAUGUCAUGCCUUCCAUAAACGGCGAAUCUGUUAAAGACAUGUUCCGUAAACCUAGAUUUUAUCUACUGUUUCUAAUUUUUGCACUGAAUAAAGUGCCUCUAGCUUACAUAGGCUCCUACUCAAAGUUUUAUGGACAGACCUUUCUGCACGACGAUAUGAUCCUCUCUGUAGUGAUAGCACUAUCAGGAAUAUUCAAUGCACUGGGACGUCCUUUCUGGGGACACAUUCACGACAGAUUUGGAGUCAAGGUAUCCUUGUUCAUGCUCUGCCUUGCUACGGGUGUUUGUAUUUUGUUGUCAUAUCUUAGCAAGUUUCUGACGGGACGAACAACGUGUGCAAGUCUAUACACCAUUGCUAUUUGGGCUUCAUACUUCUGUUGCACAGGUAACUAUGGCAUCAUGCCAGCCGCUACCAUCCAAUUCUUUGGCGAGCAAGAUUUCGGAGUGAAAUACGGUAUCUUAUACCUCAGUCAGGCACUUGGUGCUGUUAUAUCUGCCCUGUACACCUCCUUCAUUCCCUUCUGGAUGCCACUUGUCUUGACUAUUGUCUUCACAUCUGUAAUCUCGGGACUUCUUUCUCUGAUGUUGAGAAAGACAGAGACACUGGACGAUCAGGCAAGGGCACUGUUAGAUGAUACUAGCACGGACAGUUUGGUCCCCAGCAGAGAGUUUGAGCUUAAUAGAGAAAACAGAGACACUCUAGAACUUAAGGAACAUAGAGAUGAAAAUGAGUAUUUCGGAACUAAAAUGGCGAGUCUCUGCAUUUGUGGUAAUCCUUUUGCAAACAUUGGUACUGUCAUAAGAGGCUCCAUCAGUCAAGCCUUGCUCGUGGCCAUCAUCGUAUCCUGCUCCGUAAUCCUCUUUCCUCCUGGAGGGAUCACUUAUGGUUUCAACUUCGUCGAUCCUUAUCUGUAUUCUUACAUUGUGUCUAUAGAUAAGGAUCACUCUACAGAUAAAUCACGCCUGUCAUGGGUGUAUGCAGCUCAAAUUACCGGACAAGCUAUUGCAAUGAUUACAGGAGGACUUAUGGUGCGGAAGUUUUCCACUAGCAAUGUUACAAUUUGUGCUGUUGCUUUGUUUAACUUGAACAUCUUUGUCAUGUAUUAUUCGUGUACAUCGGUAAUGUCGCUCAUGGCCAGCUAUUUCAUAGUAGGGUUCACUUCAGGACUGAUAUAUGUCAUGAGUUUAGUUGUGGGCUUAUCGUGGAUUGAAAAACAAUAUCACGGUCUGUUCUCUGGAAUUCUUAGUUUGGGCUAUGGACUAUCUAGCAUUUUUAUUAGCCCUCUGGAGUCACUCUAUGCCAACCCAAACAAUUUGGACCCCAUCAAAAACCCUAUCGAUGGCGAGUUAAUCUUCAACCAAUCUUUCAUACUGAACAAAGUUCCAAACAUGUUUUUAAUGUUUGGUAUACUGUCAACAUUCCUUCAGUUUCCUUUAAGCUUUCUCCUUGUCAGAAACCCAGACACGGGAAAAAGUGAUGGUGCCUCCAUAAACGGAGCAACUGUUAAAGACAUGUUCCGCAGGCCUGGAUUUUAUCUACUGUUUCUGAUUUUUGCACUGAAUAAAGUGCCUUUAGCGUACAUACACUCCUAUGCUAGGGAUUAUGGGAAAACCUUUCUGCACGACGACAAAAUACUGCUCUCUGUAGUGAUAGCACUAUCAGGAAUAUUCAAUGCACUGGGACGUCCUUUCUGGGGACACAUUCACGACAGAUUUGGAGUCAAGGUAUCCUUGUUCAUGCUCUGCCUUGCUACGGGUGUUUGUAUCUUGUUGUCAUAUCUUAGCAAGUUUCUCACGGGACAAACAACGUGUGCAAGUCUAUGCACCAUUGCUGUUUGGGCUUCAUACUUCUGUUGCACAGGUAACUAUGGCAUCAUGCCAGCCGCUACCAUCCGAUACUUUGGCGAGCAAGAUUUCGGAGUGAAAUACGGUAUCUUAUACCUCAGUCAGGCAGUUGGUGCUGUUAUAUCUGCCCUGUACACCUCCUUCAUUCCCUUCUGGAUGCCACUUGUAUUGACUAUUGUCUUCACAUCUGUAAUCUCGGGACUUCUAUCUCUAAUGCUGAGAAAGACAGAGACACUGGACGAUCAGGCAAGGGCACUGUUAGAUGAUAAUAGCCCAAACAGAUUGUUUCCUAUCAGAGACUCCUAUCUCAAUAGAAAAGAUAGAGAAACUCUAGAAUUUAUAGGACUACAAGAUGAAAAUGAGUAGUAUAGUAGUAUGCACAAAUGACGAGAUGAGGAAAUUCAGCUCAGGACCAGGUGGAAAAAUAUU